AUGAGCAAGUGUAACGGGAGGUGCACGCUGGUCGGGUUCUGCUGCCUGCAGCUGGUGGCAGCCCUGGAACGACAGGUCUUUGACUUCCUGGGCUAUCAGUGGGCUCCCAUCCUGGCCAACUUCCUCCACAUCAUGGCGGUCAUCCUGGGCAUCUUCGGGACUGUGCAGUAUCGAUCCAGAUAUCUCAUCAUGUAUGCAGGCUGGCUUGUUCUCUGGGUCGGCUGGAAUGCAUUCAUCAUCUGCUUCUACCUGGAAGUUGGGCAUUUGUCUCAGGACCGAGACUUCAUUAUGACAUUCAAUACAUCCCUGCAUCGCUCUUGGUGGAUGGAGAAUGGCCCUGGUUGCCUGGUGACGCCUGUGCUGAACUCCCGCCUGGCCCUGGAGGACCACCACGUCAUCACCGUCACUGGCUGCCUGCUUGACUACCCCUACAUUGAGGUGCUCAGCAGCGCCCUUCAGAUCUUCCUGGCACUAUUUGGCUUUGUGUAUGCCUGCUACGUCAGCAAAGUGUUCCUGGAGGAAGAGGACAGCUUUGACUUCAUUGGAGGCUUUGAUUCCUACGGUUACCAGGCCCCUCAGAAGACAUCACACUUACAGCUGCAGCCUCUAUACACGUAA
Molecule: messenger RNA, 618 nt
Organism: Vombatus ursinus (common wombat)
Lineage: Eukaryota; Metazoa; Chordata; Mammalia; Diprotodontia; Vombatidae
Gene: NKAIN1
Product: sodium/potassium transporting ATPase interacting 1
Exons: 6
Coding region: 1-618 (205 amino acids)
Biological process (GO): regulation of sodium ion transport
Source: RefSeq, a predicted model, not a curated record